GUAUACUGUAGAUGAGCCAAGUUCAGUCGCGUUCACACACAGCUGCACCAUGUGACUGUCUGUAACUUCAUCAGACCUCACAGCAACACCACCACCAGCAGCAGCAGCAGCAGCAGCAGCAGCACACUCGACACUCAUCCUGGACCAGCAUUGGAUCUUUUUACAUUGUUUGACACUAUUUUAUCCGUGUGAAGUUCAGAGAUGUGGUGGUUCACUCAAGGACUGUGCUUUCUGCCAGUGUUCCUGGUCAUCUGGUCCUCCAGCACCUUCAUUAUUUCCUACCUUAUUGCUCUCUUCAGAAACGAUGUCGACAUAAUCUUCCCAUACAUAAGUGACACAGGUGCAAACCCCCCAGAAAGCUGCGUAUUUGGCCUGAUGACAUUCAUUUCUGCAUGUGCAGGAAUAGCCACCAUCUAUGCCAGGUACAAGUAUGUGGAGAAGCUGAGUGAGGACACGAGGGUGGUGAACCCACGUCUCAAUAAAGCUGCUCUUGUGAUUGGGUUGUUGUCCAUUUUGGGCAUGUGCAUUGUUGCCACGUUCCAGGAAAUAGCAGUGACAGUAGUUCAUGAUAUGGGAGCUCUGCUGUUCUUUGUCACUGGCAUCUUAUACACAAUCCUCCAGACCGUUAUAUCGUAUUGUGCCUUUCCAUUCGGGUCCUCCGUGGGUGUGUGUCGAGCACGUUUCGUCGUCGCCAUCAUUGCCUCUUUGGCAUUCUUUCCCACUUUCAUCUGUGCGUUCUUUGUGACACAAACCACACUGCACAGGCACCCCACAGAUCAGGAUUAUCCUUACCAUGUUGCCAGCGCUGUAUGCGAGUGGAUUGUUGCCUUCAGCUUCAUCUGCUUCUUCCUCACAUACAUCGACGAUUUCAAACUGUUUACCUUACGAGUGAGAACAGAAUGUGAGGAGUAGUCUUGAUGAGUCUGCAACUGCCAGCCAAACUUAGUAUGGAUAUCAGUAUUUUAAUGUUUAAACGUGCUGCAUAUGUUUUUGUAAUGCUUUUACGCACAUUUUGUACAUUUGCAUUUUACACUGCAAGGCUUUUAUAAGUGUUUUGUAUCACCUGACCGAAUUCAUUGGUAGAUUACAGAAGGUGCAUUGUUAUUUAUACAUUUUAAACAUAAGGAAAAAACUGAUCAUAGCCUUUAUCUUUAUACCUUUUUAUACGGUCUCAAAUCAUUUUUACAAGUGUACUUAUUGCUGUGUUCAAACACCACUUUGCACUUUGCUCUUGACUGUUGCCCACUUGUUGCCGAACCAGCGUGACACAUCCUGUCAGGCCAGUAAUAAGAGAAGUUCAUCACACAGUGAACACAUGAUAGCUUCACAUUUUGUGGUUAAAUGAGAAUACCGCUCAGACUAACAACACGUUCAUCUGUGAGCACAUGCUGGCUGAUGAUUUGUGAGACUACACUGAUGUACUGUAUGGAAGUAACCAGGUUUUCUUUGGACCGUUAGACUGUUGUGACAACAAAUUAUGUAGAAAAAACUCUUUCUAUGGAUGCUCCAAUUCAGAGAUCUGGUUCUUGUACUUAGUGUAUGCUGCUGAACUGGUUUCAGCUGAUACUAAAUGGUUCUAAUGUGCAGCUAUGGAUGAGAUUUUGCAUGUGUCUACAGCCUGUAGGCGGCUCAUGCAGUGGGGAUUACGCUACUUAAUUAAUUAGUUUGCUCAGCACAACUGCCAAAUUAAAUUGCUAUAAUAAAAUAAACAGGAAUUGAAUUUAA
Messenger RNA from Sebastes umbrosus (honeycomb rockfish), 1725 nucleotides. RefSeq names its product DNA-damage regulated autophagy modulator 1 (gene dram1). The coding region runs from base 202 to 912 and encodes 236 amino acids. The transcript has 7 exons. Gene Ontology annotation, biological process: regulation of autophagy. The record is from RefSeq and is a predicted model, not a curated record. Lineage: Eukaryota; Metazoa; Chordata; Actinopteri; Perciformes; Sebastidae. Gene Ontology annotation, cellular component: lysosome.